AUGAAACCAAACUUUGAUCCUGAAGUGGAGGCUAAUGCAGAAGAUGAAUCUGAGGUUUCUUCCAAAGUAUCUAUUCAAGAAGCCUGUAAUGAUUCUUGUUGUGACAAUCUCAUUAACAUUUCCAACAUCACAAAUCCAAUAGGGAUUCAUCCUAAUUCAGAAGCUAUUUCACUUGACUCAACUCUCAACUCCAUGAAUAGUGAGCCAGGGGAAAGAGAUUCAAUAGGAUUCUCAUUCUCAAGCAAUGAACCUGCCUCUCAAACUACAGCACCAACCAUUCCACGAGUCUUCCCUUGCAAUUUCUGUCAGCACAAGUAUAUCAGCUCUCAGGAUCUUGAUGGACUCAUUGAUGAACACAGGAGGGAGAGAGAAUUAGCAAAAAGGACAAUGAGAAUGACAUUUUUCUCUGAUGGUUGCUAG
This is a messenger RNA of Glycine soja, 420 nucleotides long. Its product is annotated as zinc finger protein 4-like. The coding region runs from base 1 to 420 and encodes 139 amino acids. NCBI's taxonomy places the organism in Eukaryota, Viridiplantae, Streptophyta, Magnoliopsida, Fabales, Fabaceae. The transcript has a single exon. The record is from RefSeq and is a predicted model, not a curated record.